AAGAGAUUUUACUCUCUUAAAGUAGCUCCUAAAGUUAAAAGCUCACCAACUGCAGCAAAAGUGAAAUUAUCUCCAGAGUCUGAGGAUCUUGAGAUCACAAAAUUACCAAAUGGCUUAGUUAUUGCAUCUCUGGAAAACUUUUCUCCAGCUUCAAGAAUUGGUGUGUUUAUUAAAACAGGCAGCAGAUAUGAAACCACCAGCAACCUGGGAACUGCUCACCUGCUUCGUCUUGCAUCUAAUUUGACUACUAAAGGAGCUUCCUCCUUCCGGAUUACUCGAGGCAUUGAAGCUGUUGGGGGCAGCCUGAGUGUGUACUCAACAAGAGAGAAGAUUGCUUACAGUGUUGAAUGUCUGCGGGACUACGUUGAUACAGUAAUGGAGUAUCUUCUUAAUGUCACCACAGCAUCAGAGUUCAGACCAUGGGAAGUAGCUGAUCUUCAGCCAAAACUGAAAGUUGAUAAAGCAAUUGCUUAUCAGAGUCCUCAAGUUGGUAAGUGUGUUUUCUAAUCCACUGCAUUGGCUCUGUGAGAGUUCCUCCAAAACGAAAAAAAUGUGGAAAAAAUAGUUUCCCUUUUGCUCUGUCACAUGACCAUUUAAUAUUUCAGCCUGUUGAUAGGUAUGAUCUUUUUGUUGUAAGGGAACUUUUUUUAAUACACACAUUUUUCCAGCCCGUGAUAACAUUUAGCAAGUAACAUACUGAAGACAGUUUACACCGUUCUUGACAGCUUUCAUUUUACCUUUUUAAUUCUUUUGGAGUACAACCAAAGAAUGUGCAAAUCAUGACUGUUGUUGACAAUGUAUUUGUAACAGCUUGUGUAGUGAAAACUAUUUAGGUAUUAUUCAUUGGUGUGAAAAGAGUAUUCUACAAAAGACUUCUUAAAUAUGGUUAUUUUGGUAUAAAAACAACAUGUAUUUUCAUCACACUGAAAAUGGAUUCCAGCUUUAGGAUUGUAAAUUUAGGUUUCUGUGUUUAAAGAAAAACAAAGACACACACAAAGCCUCAGCCAGAUCGAGCCUAUUCCACUUUAUCUUGUGUUAUUAACAGGAGUGAUCCAAGAUCACCCAGGUAGUUCUGCACAAUAAACAUCAUCUAUACCACUCUGUGAAGGAUGCUCACCUUCAUAACCCACUGAAGGUGACAAUGUAAUGUUGGAAAAAAUCUCUGGCUUAUAUUGAAGUCCUACUAUUUUUUUAAAUCAGAGUCACAGUCUUUUUUUUGUUUUGUUUUUAACUUGCAUCAACUGCAGGUUGGUUUUCAUAGUAAUUUAAUAUUUUCAGUUACUGUUAUGUUCAGAAACAGAACUAUGAAGAAAGGAUUGUCAUCUCUUUAGGAAAAAGUAUGAACAAAUACAAGGAGAGUAUCAAACAGGAAUGAGUAGAAUGCUAUUGGAU
Corapipo altera (White-ruffed manakin) is the source of this 1392-nucleotide messenger RNA. RefSeq names its product cytochrome b-c1 complex subunit 2, mitochondrial-like. The transcript is spliced from 5 exons. Gene Ontology annotation, molecular function: metal ion binding. Gene Ontology annotation, cellular component: mitochondrion. The annotation marks the transcript as partial. NCBI's taxonomy places the organism in Eukaryota, Metazoa, Chordata, Aves, Passeriformes, Pipridae. The record is from RefSeq and is a predicted model, not a curated record.